Molecule: messenger RNA, 351 nt
Organism: Eurypyga helias (sunbittern)
Lineage: Eukaryota; Metazoa; Chordata; Aves; Eurypygiformes; Eurypygidae
Product: hemoglobin subunit beta-like
Exons: 3
Coding region: 1-351 (116 amino acids)
Biological process (GO): hydrogen peroxide catabolic process; oxygen transport
Cellular component (GO): hemoglobin complex; blood microparticle; haptoglobin-hemoglobin complex
Molecular function (GO): haptoglobin binding; organic acid binding; peroxidase activity
Source: RefSeq, a predicted model, not a curated record
AUGGUGCACUGGACAGCCGAAGAGAAGCAGCUCAUCACCGGCCUCUGGGGCAAGGUCAACGUGGCCGACCGCGGUGGCAUCCCCAGGGUCCGUGCCCACGGCAAGAAAGUGCUCACCUCCUUCGGGAACGCCGUCAAGAACCUGGACAACAUCAAGAAAUGUUUUGCUCAGCUGAGCAAACUCCACUGUGACAAACUGCACGUGGACCCCGAGAACUUCAGGCUCCUGGGUGACAUCCUCAUCAUCGUCCUGGCUGGCCACUUCGGCAAGGACUUCACCCCCGCCUGCCAGGCCGCCUGGCAGAAGAUGGUCCGUGUGGUAGCCCACGCGCUGGCCCACGAGUACCACUGA